AUGACAACGAAUUGGCAAGAAAACCAUGUACCAAUAAAAUUAAAAUUGAAUGAUGAUGAUGAUUCUUUUGAAGAAGAAAUAGAUAGAUUGAGAUAGUAAAAAGAAAUGCAACAAAAAUUAAAAUAACAGUAAGCAGCUAUUUAUGAUCAUAAUAAAAAGGUAAUGAAAUAAUCAACAUAGGCUGAAUAAUAAAGAUAACAAAUUGUUAAGGACAUCCUCCCAAAACACAAAGGAUUAUAACUAGCCUAUGAUUAUGACGGAACUUUUAUGUUAGCUAAAGAUUUCACAUAAGUAAAAAAUAAUUAGAGAGCACCUGAAAUUCGUAAGAUUACUUAAGUAGAUACUGUAUUUUAACCAUAGAAACCUGUUUAAUAAGCAGUUAUAGAAAAUGAAAAAGUGAAAAAAGAAUAGCUACGAUAAUCAAAGGCAAAAACUAAUCCUCCAUAAAUCUUUGAAGCAUCUAUUUAGAAACCAUUUGAUGGUUUCACACCGAAUCAAGGAGUGAAAUUAAUUUAUUAAGAUUAAAAUUAAGAAAUUGUAAGGCAAUAAGACAUUUAAAAUUGGGGUGAUGGAUAGAGAAUGACAAAAAAGUAAUUUGAAGCUCUUAAAAACGAAGGUUUUAAACAGACAACAUAUUCGAUGAAAUAGUAGAUGCUUUAAAAAAUAAAUUCAGACAUUGUAGAGCAACAAGAGCCGAAAAAUACACCGAUUAUAGCAGAAUAAACCAAUUAAAUAAAUGAGUUAAAGAUCUCGCAGUCCUAUACUAAUUUAAAGUAACCUCAGACACAAAAAACAAUUUAAAAAAUCCCUUAGACAGCAUAAAAUAGAAAAUAAGGAAGUAAAAUUAAUGUUGUUGAUAAAUAAUUAUUUGAUCAAUUACUUUCAUGA
This is a messenger RNA of Paramecium tetraurelia, 888 nucleotides long. RefSeq lists its product as uncharacterized. The record is from RefSeq and is a predicted model, not a curated record. The transcript is spliced from 4 exons. NCBI's taxonomy places the organism in Eukaryota, Ciliophora, Oligohymenophorea, Peniculida, Parameciidae.